AUGGACACAGACCAGGAUCAGGCAAGCCGAUUCAGACGCAUGUGGCUGCUGUCAAUCAAAGAAUCAAAGAUGGGGCAGAAAGAUGCUUAUUCAAUCAGAAAGGUCAACACAUAUCAGCUUCUGUAUUGCCGUGCUGGAAUUGGUUUUCAUCUACAGAUCCAGCCCAAUGGGACUGUAAGAGGUGUGCAUGAACCAGCUGAGCACAGUUGGUUGAAGGUGUUUGCAGUGAAGCCAGGAAUCGUGGGCAUUUACGGUGUAAAAAGCAGACUGUAUUUAUGUAUGAAUAAAGAUGGAACUGCACAAGGAAUGACAAAGUUUUCACCUGGCUGUCUAUUUAAGGAGCACCUAGAGGAGAACCACUACACAACAUACUCAUCUGCAGCUCAUCCAGGCCUGUACCUGGCUCUGUCCCACCGAGGACAUCUCAGGAGAGGUGACUUGGUGGGUCCACACCAUGCCAGCAGCCACUUCCUGCCUCGCAAAGUUCCAGUGAGCUAA
This is a messenger RNA of Neoarius graeffei (lesser salmon catfish), 498 nucleotides long. RefSeq names its product fibroblast growth factor 9 (gene fgf9). The record is from RefSeq and is a predicted model, not a curated record. Gene Ontology annotation, molecular function: fibroblast growth factor receptor binding; growth factor activity. Gene Ontology annotation, cellular component: cytoplasm. Gene Ontology annotation, biological process: positive regulation of gene expression; animal organ morphogenesis; cell differentiation. Lineage: Eukaryota; Metazoa; Chordata; Actinopteri; Siluriformes; Ariidae. The transcript has 4 exons. Bases 1 to 498 code for a protein of 165 amino acids.